UACAAAUUUGAAAACUAAAAAUAGCCUACUGAACAAAUUUCCAACUGAAAACACAUUUAAGCUAACGGCAAUAAAAUUGCAAGAAAAAUACAAUCGAAUAUAAAAUCACCAGUGGAUACCCAAAAAGAGCCGUCUCCCCAGCAGCCGUCAUCAGCGUCGCCAAGCAGCUGCAGCAAAGGACAAAUCUGCCUUGAAGAGAAAAAAAUUCCCUUAUCAACAAAAAUUUGAUAUCAAAUUCCCUACCGCGCUCUUCUCCGUUGUCUGCACAAUUCGUCACAGCCGCAAACAACAUGGAUUUUGAGCUCUUGCUCUGCUUUAUUCUGCUAAUCGCGGAUUUCCACCGCAUUUCCUGCCUUUUUGUGACUGACAUCAACGUACCGGAAAUUGUUGAUUUUCGCGAUAAUGUUACGUUAUCAUGCAGUUAUGAUAUGAGUGGACACACAUUGAACUCAGUGAAAUGGUAUAAGGAUAAAAUGGAAUUUUUCAGAUACUCGCCAAUGAUGCAUCCGGUGUACAUGAAAUUCCCCGUCACUGGCAUUCAAGUGCAAGAUGGCAAAUACUUCUGCAACGAAUCGACGUGUCGCAUUGAAUUGAGUUUACUCGGCGCCAAAUCCACUGGAGCAUACAAGUGCGAGGUUUCUGGUGAUGCGCCACUUUUCAAAUUGGCAGAUAAGGCGGACAAUAUGACUGUAGCAGCGCUACCUCAAAGUGACCCGUUGAUCGAGAGUUUCAAUUCAAUGUAUCGCAUGGAGGAAUUGCUCAGCGCCACUUGCACCUCGGACUAUUCAAGUUUGCCGACGCGCCUGACCUGGUACAUCAAUGGUGAGCAGGCUUCUCUGGGUGAGCUGCAGCCCAGCAUCGACACUAGCAUUCCAGCGCACGAUUAUAUCCUGCGUCGCCAAAAGCUUCAGGUGCGCUUCUACUUGAGCGGCCCACGCUUCUAUCAUGCAGGAAAAAUUCUCGAGCUGAAGUGUGUGGCGGAAAUUGAAAAUUUUCCGGAACUGAAGCGCGAAACAUCACUGAAUGCUGCGCUCAUCCACUAUGACAACUUGAACAAUCAGAUGCUGAUACAUGCGGGCAGCGGAGCGAGUGGCAGUGCGAGUGCUUUCACGCAUCGCAGCUCCCGUAAAAGUAUUCCUCUUUUAUUUGUGAUAUAUUUACUUCUCUCCAGCGUGUUGCCUUUCUUAUGAUCUGCCUGCUAUGCACACGCAAUCAACCAGAAACAACAAUGCAACAGGCGACAGAAAAUGCAA
Molecule: messenger RNA, 1253 nt
Organism: Anastrepha obliqua
Lineage: Eukaryota; Metazoa; Arthropoda; Insecta; Diptera; Tephritidae
Gene: beat-Va
Exons: 6
Coding region: 291-1190 (299 amino acids)
Source: RefSeq, a predicted model, not a curated record